Messenger RNA from Penicillium lagena, 3471 nucleotides. Its product is annotated as NACHT and Ankyrin domain protein. Gene Ontology annotation, molecular function: protein binding. The coding region runs from base 1 to 3471 and encodes 1156 amino acids. The transcript is spliced from 5 exons. The record is from RefSeq and is a predicted model, not a curated record. NCBI's taxonomy places the organism in Eukaryota, Fungi, Ascomycota, Eurotiomycetes, Eurotiales, Aspergillaceae. Gene Ontology annotation, cellular component: cytoplasm.
AUGGUGAACGUUGCAGCGGUUCGGGAAAACCUCUCGCUGGCCACCCAGUCGACGCGGGUGGCUAUGCGUUGUUUGAACGGAGGACGAGAUUCGCAUGAAUCUUCAUUGAGGGCUCUGGCACUGCUGACAGACAUUCUGGAUCUGCUUUAUCGAAUUAAGGAUGAGAUCUCGUGGGCGGAGGAAAAAUGGUUCGUGGCUACUGCCCGUCUCAGAGCACUCGCCGAAUUGCUUGCGCUGUUUGGGUCAACCAUGAAGUCCGUCGAGCUCUACUUCCAACCUGGUGGUGUCGGAGUGUUUUAUUUCCGGAAGAAUCUGCUGGAGAAAACAUACCUUCCCCGGUUAGAGCAGUACAAGAUCAUGUUUCUCUUGUCUAUGCAGCCGGACUCAGAAAAUAUCGUGAAGUUGAAGCUGCUUAUAUGGAAUUGUGGUUUGACCAGUGAUAUAUUUGCAGCACAUUCCCCCGUGGACUUCCAACUUGAAGAAGAAGCUUUUAGCCUAUCAAGCGGACUGGCAUCAGCGCAUUUUAUAAAGCUUGCGGACCUUUGCAACAGACGCCAACAAGGCUCAUGCGCAUGGAUUUUUGAGAAUGUCCAUUUCAAGCAGUGGUUACUUGGGUACUUCAGGACUCUUUACUGCAUUGGCCCCCCGAUUAUUGAUUAUAUUCAGCGAACAUUUACCUCCCCCGACGUUGCAACGGUGUUUGUAUUUUGCCAGGAGGAGAGUGGAAAAGACCGAACAUCGACCGAUCUUUUGAAAAAUAUUCUGGCGCAGUUGGUAUACCGGAAGCGCGAAUUUUCUCAUGCAACGUCGUCUCUCUACCACUCAGAGUCCAUCACCAAAAGCUGUGCAUCUCCAAAGGCAUAUCACAACGCAAUUCGAGCUGAGAUCAAUCGCUUUUCCAAGGUCCUACUUGUCAUUGACGGACUUGAUAUGUUUUCAGACAAGGAGCGCGUCCUAGGAAGACUACAAAAGCUCCCCCAGCAAACCCAACUUCUAGUCACUUUACGUGAAAUGAGUGGUGUGAAACCUUUAGACAAUUCUCGAUUCGUGAGCGUAUUGGCACCUCCAGAGGAUAUUGGGAUCUACGUACUUUCUCGCACACAAACCGAUAAAGGGUUCAAGUCAAUUCUUGGAGAAGAGUCUACAGAUGAGGAACUAGAGGAUGUAAUUGUCAACACCGUCAUUGACAAAUCUCAUGGGAUAUUCCUCCUUGCAAAACUCCAAAUUGAUCUUUUGUCCCAAUACACCGAUCGAAGUCUUCUUGAAAGAGCUCUCAUGCACUUGCCGGAAAGCCUAGGAGAGGCAUACGGAGAGGCCAUGAAGCAUGUUGUCAGCCAAAAUGCAUCUGCGACCAGAUAUAUAUAUUGGGUGCUUUACACUUUUCGGCCACUCACGGUUUCGGAAUUAAAAAGCGCCGUCGAUGAAGAUGGUACACCUGAAAAUCCAGAAUCGGUGACAUUCGAACAACUGCUACAGACCAAAUGUGCGGGUCUGCUUUCUGUGGACGCGGUUUCAGGUGCUAUACGCUUUGUCCACAGGACUGCGAAAGAGUAUCUUGACGGAUCAGCAGCUCGAGUGUUCUUUCCAGGGGCUCAGAAGGACAUUGCAGAGGCUUGCCUGACUGCAAUUAGUCUUGAUGAAGUAGUGGAUGAAUGCUAUAAGAAGACCGACAACUCAUGCCGCAUCGCAAAGAAAGGCUUCCUCAACUAUGCCGCAGAAUAUUGGGGACUGCAUGCCCGAGAGAUUGAUGAGUAUGAGCAAACAGUACAAGUACUGAUAAAAACAUUCCUCAACAAACUUCUCUGGAGGCGGCCGCCCCUCGACUAUGCGAUGAACUUGAAGAGUGGCAUGCCAGCGGAACUCGGUCUUGGCAAGUAUCCAAACGAUUGGAGUGGCCUGCACGUCCUGUCAUUCUUCGGAGUUCGAGGGAAAUCGAAACGCCUUCUUGAGCAGGGGGCAAAUAUCAAUGCUCAAGAUAACGCCCUGGGAGUGAGUCCUUUACAUUGUGCAGCAUAUCAGGGAAACGAUGAAAUGACUCAAUUCUUGCUGGAUAACGGAGCCAAUGCCAACGCGACUAAUGUUCAAGGUCGCACUGCCCUUCACUUUGCAACGCAGAAUGGUCAUCGCAAGUGCAUGAAGUUGUUGUUUUCUCAUGCUGAGCUUGAAACUGCUGAUCAAUCAGGAGCAACUGCUCUUCAUGUCGCUGUAGGGACGGCGACCGAUGAGUCCACGGUCCCGUUGUUGGUCAAACACAAGGUAGAUGUCAAUUUUCAGAAUCCCAGCACAGGAAACACUGCGCUUCAUUUGGCCGUUGAAUGGAAACGACCUCGAAUCAUCUUGUUUCUUAUUGAGAAAGGCGCGUCAAUUGACAUUCCCAAUGAUGAUGGAAUCACUCCUCUUCAGUUAGCCGCCAGUAUGGACAACUGCGAAGCAAUCUCUCUACUUCUGCAACGCUGCGCUAAAGUCGAGGCAAGAUCCCUUACCGGUCCUACAGCUUUACAAUUUGCUGCUUGGAAACGACACUGGGUUGCAUUUGAUCUCCUUAUAAUCGGUGGAGCGGACAUCAAUGUCUGGAACAAACAAGGCGAAACGCUUCUCCAUGAGCAGGCCCGAUAUUCAUUCAGCAUUGCUCUUGCGUCUAAACUCUUGGAGCAGGGAGCCAACAUUGAAGCCCGAACAUCCCAGGGACACACUCCCCUUCAGUAUGCGGCAAUGUCCGGAAACAAAGUCAUGUUUUAUUACCUGCUCAAUCGAGGUGCAAAGAUAGACGUUGAGACAGCAAAGGGCGAGACGCUUCUCCACAUGACACCACCAGUCAACCAGGAGUGCAUUGACAUUCUGAAAACCGGGUUGGAUGAGGGAUUGAACGUGUCCGCAAGAUCCAGUCAAGGCUGGACACCUCUUCACGAAACUGUUUAUACGGGAACUGGGGCGAUUAAUUUAGAAUCCGACAGGACUGCCGACUACAUUCGACUUCUCAUAAAGCAUGGUGCUUCGAUUAACGAAUGCUCGGCAUCAGGAAGCGCUGAAACACCAUUGCAUCUUGCGACAAUGUCACCCGUACCCCGACCGUCUCUUGUAAAAUUCUUGAUUGAACAAGGGGCAAAUAUCAAUAGCGUCACCCGUGAGGGAAAGACUGCUCUGCAUCUCGCAGCCGAGCGUGGACGAGAGCCAAUAUUUCGCCAGCUACUUGAAGCUGGCGCCGACUUGAACGUCAAAAUUCCUUUUGACGAUGCGUCUGUUGCGAAUGGGGAGAAGGCCACAUCGACCAUAACAGCAUUUGAUCUGGCCAAAAAAAACCCACUUGGGUUGUUGUGGUUUGAUGAUGAGGGGCAGUUGCUCCCAAAGCCACAAAAAGGUGGAAGAGACAGUACAGCAACUAUUUUCGAGGAUGUGGAAUCGGAUGUCGGAGAAUCGGAGACUGGUGAAUCGACCUUGGUUGGAAGUGAGCAACAAUACAUAGCGGUAUGA